CCCAGGCGAGCCGGCGACAUCUCCGCGACCGACAGGAGGCUACUACAUUAUUUAGUUAGGUAUCAACUUAAAGGGGAAAAAAAUAGGGCGUGUGUAUGACAUCUACGUUUAUCUCGGAAUAGUAGUUUUAAAAUAAUUUGGUUCAUGUCCAUAUUUUUAUUUUAUUAAUGCGCCUGCAAGUCUGUCGAUGCCGAUAACAUUCUGCAGACUGAACUCUGCUGCGCUCCUGCUCCGUCGCUGACCUGCUCCGUGCCCCUCUUGUUGCUAUAACAUGCCACGCUCUUUUCUAGUCAAGAGUAAGAGAACGGGGUCUAACACGCCACGGCCCUGGAGAGGCGAGAUUUUUUCUGGACCCACCCUGCUUCACACAUCCUCCCAGGAUGUUAUGCAGACAGCGUGGACAGGACAGACACCUUCUCCUGUAAACAUGCACAAUGGGGUCAAAGAGACCCGGUCCCUGGAGACGCCAAUUCUAGGGACAAGGGACAUGUCCCCUGCGCUCUCCCCUGCUAGGGACCCCACUCCAAGCAUGGGUUUGCAUGUUGACAUCACGGUUCCUGACAGAAGCUGGUCUGCAGGUUACAGAAUCGCCUCUCCUACAACAGUGUCGCCCUGGUCACACCUGUACCACCACGAUCCUGGGAAAGAGCAAACGCUGGAUAGGAUGGUGCUCAGGUUGCUGGGUCCUGGAUGGAAUGGCGGCUGCGGUCUUUGCGGUGAGCGCUGCCUCGCCAGCUGCACUGCGGACACUCACUUACAGAGACUGGUGGCCAUGCUGGCUCCGUGUGCCAGCGCUAGUGACCACGCCCCCAGCUUCGGUCACCCAAUGAAUGUUAAGGAGGGUCGUUUCGGGUGCAAGAUAUGCGACAAGGUCUUCAAGCGCUCCUCCACGCUCUCCACGCACAUGCUGAUUCACUCGGACACGCGGCCCUACCCCUGCCAGUACUGUGGCAAGCGCUUCCACCAGAAGUCUGACAUGAAGAAGCACACCUUCAUACAUACAGGCGAGAAGCCCCACGUGUGCAAGGUGUGUGGCAGGGCCUUCAGUCAGAGCUCCAACCUGCUGACCCACUGCCGCAAGCACACCGGCCACCAGCCCUUCCCCUGCGACAGCUGCCAGCGCGGCUUUCAGCGCAGGACGGACCUGCGGCGCCACCAGGAGCUCCACUGCAGCAACAGGCCCCCCAACAGCCUGCUGUGGGCACCCUGACAUAAAGCAGACAUCCUGAAUGUGCCGACUUCGAUGUGUCCCCGGGCCAACAAGCGAGGGGUUUGUGUUUCACUCCUUUAGCCAAUCACAGGCUACAUCGUAUGACAUCACCACAUUGGGCCAUUUUUUUUUUUUAAUUUUCAAGCUAAGCCUCGGUGCCUGUGAUCACAAGAUUGCUGGUUCAAGGCUUUUUAUUGUUGUUAUUAUUAUUAUAGUUACUAUUAUCAUCAUUAAAUAAAGACGCACCGUUAUUUUGCUCCAUGCAGCCUUUGCAGGUGAGCAUGUUCCUAUGUUUUGUCUGUCUAUCUAUGAAAUGCCCCUUAAUAAAAUGCAUACACAAAUGAAACAGGUACGUUAGAAAUCUGUGCACCUUGCCGCUUAACAGAAAUCACUGGCUUGACUGAAGGUGGUGACGUCAUACAAUGAAGACUGUGAUUGGUUAAAGAAGUGAAAUGCAAACCCCUCCCUUGUUGACCCAGGGACACAUUAAAUUGGACAACCUCAGGGCAUGCAACAUAAAUCACUCAGGCACAUAUAGCUCACAGACACCACCCCUGCAAACAGUACAGAGAGAACAGCACCUACACCAUACAGCACGCCACACAUACUGACAUACACUUACAUGGAUACAUACAGGGCAAUUUACAGAAUACAGGCAACAAGCACAGACACACACGUACUGCACUGAACACCCAAGAGGGUGUAUGUCAUAAAUCAGAGGUCCUGAGUGCCUUCUACCAUUGUGGCAGCAGAUUUUGAAUGUUUACAUGUUUGCAGAGGUGGACAUUUCCGGUCCAGAAAGUAAAAAUUCAGACCAAGAUUUUGUUUCAACCAACCGGUUGAGCAUAAAGAGUCAUAGUCACAGAGUGCUCAAAUGGUUGGUUCAAACAAAACCUUGGUCUGGAUUUUUACUUUCUGGACCUGAAAUUUCCACCUCUGCAUGUUUGAAUAACCACCAAAGAGCAACCAUUUUGCAAUACAGACAUCUAUCGUAUCAGUGGAUUCAUCACAAAAAGAUUGUUAUGGAUGUAAAGCAUCAAAUAAAAUUGU
This is a messenger RNA of Paramormyrops kingsleyae, 2260 nucleotides long. RefSeq lists its product as uncharacterized. The record is from RefSeq and is a predicted model, not a curated record. Gene Ontology annotation, molecular function: RNA polymerase II cis-regulatory region sequence-specific DNA binding; DNA-binding transcription factor activity, RNA polymerase II-specific. Gene Ontology annotation, biological process: regulation of transcription by RNA polymerase II. NCBI's taxonomy places the organism in Eukaryota, Metazoa, Chordata, Actinopteri, Osteoglossiformes, Mormyridae.